GAAUAUCCAAAAAAGCCUGCUCCUCCCCUUGUCACGCGGGCUCUUUCUUGCAGCUUCUCCUCUCUCUGCCCAGCCAUCACAGGCAUUGAGGCAAAAUUCCCGAGGCUCAACUCAACCACCACCUCCUCCACCACCACCAUUAUCAUCGACAUCGUCGCCGCCGCCGCCGCCGCCCUCGUCGGGGUGCCUCGUCGCGUACGAGCCAGCUGACUGACCAAACAACCUUCAACGCCACACCGAGACCAUACAGCCACCACAAAUUCCACAAUAUAAACGCACGCACGCACAUUCGCACGUAGACGUAUGUAGAUCGCGCCGUCCUGUCUGCCUGCCCUCACAUACUCCGCACCCCAUAAUGCUCGCCGGCGUCCAAGCGCACCUCGGCCGCACCUCGACGGUCGCGCUGGCCGCGCUGCUGCCCACCGCGGCCGUCGCCGUCCCCGUCGUCUACCUGGUCUACCUCAACGGGCGCAUCCGCUCUUCCACGACGUCCCGCGCCGGGCGUCGCAGCAGCUCUCGCCAGCACGGGAAUCACCAGGAACAGCAGGAGCGGCGUGAGGGAUCAGCGGCAUCCGAGACGCGGGCGCCUGCGGACCCGAGGUCGCUCCCCGGCCACGUCAGGUCCGACGAUGGUUCGCAGUGGGUCGUCUCGUACGAGCGCGUCGUCUCCAAACCCAUCCCCGCGUCCUCCCUCUCGCGUCCUCCCACCACCACCACGGCAGCAGACGACCCGGCGGCGGCGACGGGACAAGAGGAGCAGCAGCAGCAACGGCCGUCCCCGCUGCUGAGAGCCUACAUCCGCGCGGCGCACGUCGCCUUCAGCUGGACGCCGCAGGCCCUGCUGAUGCGCGCCAUGAUCAAGGAGCCGUCCCUCAAGCGCUCCUUCGACAGGGACUGGAUCGACGCGCUCGACUUUGUCCCCGGCGACAUGGUCAACGGCGUGUACAGAGCCUCCCAUUACAGCAAGGAGGCCGGGUCCGUGUCGGAAAGGUCGGAGCUGCUCAUCGAGGUCCCCGCGUCGUACAAGGGCCCGCCCGUCAAGGGCCUGCUCGUGGCCGCGAUUGAGCCUGCUGCCGCCUCGAGCACGUCGGACGAGGAGGACGAGGAGGCCGUCGUCUUCGUCAACGAGACGUGGAUGUGGCGAGGCGUCGACGAGCCGCCCACUCUGCUGGAGUCGCCCUUGGGCGGGUGGUUUCACGGCAAGCUGGCCGGGUGGCUCAUCCUCAAGGGGCUCAGCACGGUGGUGGCCGGCCGCAAAGAUAAGGCAAGCUGAUCAAGGCCAUUCCCUCGAUGCUGAGCCAGACUUCGUCGUUGCGCGCAAUUUUAUUAAGCGGCAUUCGAGCCCCCAGGUGCUGGCAGAGGCGGCCCCAAGGCCCAGAUCCUUUUGGCUGGCUGCGCCUGAUAUCCCAAAACUCUACUCCUUGUACAUAAUGACACGCCUUGUAAUAUACCCACCGAGUUCGGGUUCUACAGCAUACCCCCCUCUGCGUAUAUCAA
Molecule: messenger RNA, 1497 nt
Organism: Purpureocillium takamizusanense
Lineage: Eukaryota; Fungi; Ascomycota; Sordariomycetes; Hypocreales; Ophiocordycipitaceae
Exons: 1
Coding region: 356-1273 (305 amino acids)
Source: RefSeq, a predicted model, not a curated record